CUUCACUGAUCAUAUUCGGAACCCACCGCGUGGCCAAGGGCUGCCCUUCUCGAAAAGCUCACCGGAGUUGACCUGCACUAUCACGCGACUCAACCUUGAGCUAGAAACCGCAGCUGCUUAGCAAAGCAGCGGGCGCUACAUCAGGGUACCCGCCCGGAUCCGUAUAUUCUUUCCUCAAAUAUCGCACCUCACCUCAAUUCCAUUGCCACACGCUUUCCUCUCGACAAUGCUUCCGCCACUACCCCGGUUAAGCGACUACGAUGUCUCCUCACAGAACGGCUUUUUGCCUUCGGAUAUUCCACUCGACGUUCUUCCUGAUCCAUACUACCAGCCAUGGGAAACCGUCGUACGCAACUUCCAGGGUCUGAUUCUUACUAAGCGACUACGACGAAUAAUCGAUGCUCUACCUGUGCUGUCUACCGAUCUCCUCCUCACACAACCCGAAUGGCAGCGAGCAUACUCUAUUCUUGGAUUCUUCGCUCACGCAUAUGUCUGGGGAGGUGACAGGCCUGCCGAUGUUGUACCACCAUCCGUUUCGAUCCCCUUUCUGGAGACAUGCCGACACCUCGAGAUGCCAACCGUAGCCACCUAUGCUGGUGUCUGCUUAUGGAACUGGCGCCCGCUGUUCAGUAACGAGCCAGCGGACACCCUGGACAACCUAGCGACGCAAAUGACCUUCACUGGCUCGCUGGACGAGUCGUGGUUCUACCUUGUUUCGGUAGCGAUUGAAGCACGUGCAGGACCCAUCAUUCCCAUGAUGAUCGAAGCCAUCGCAGCUGUUAGGCGCAACGACAUGGCCACAGUUGCCGAGUGUCUUCGCACGUUCGCUGAAAGACUCGACGAGAUUGGCGUUUUGUUGGAACGCAUGUACGAAAGCUGCGACCCGCACGUCUUCUAUCACCGUAUCCGGCCUUUCCUCGCAGGCAGCAAGAAUAUGGCGGAUGCUGGUUUACCUAAUGGAGUCAAGUUCGACGAUGGAACCGGACAGCAACCUUACGUCCAACUAGGCGGUGGCAGUAACGCACAAAGUUCGGUCAUCCAAUUCUUCGACAUCGUUCUUGGUGUCGAGCACCGCCCAACUGGCAAGAAGUCAACGGACGGCCCAGAGUCUGCUGGUGGAGCUGUCGGUGCACCAAACAACAACUUCAUCACGGAAAUGCGUAACUACAUGCCCGGACCGCACCGCAGGUUCCUCGAGGCUGUUGAGCGUGUAGCCAACAUUCGGGCGUUUGUCGAAUCGAACCGUAGCAACCGUGCUCUGACCACAGCAUUCGAUGCCUGCUUGGCUAUGCUGCGAACGCUCCGCGACAAGCAUAUACAGCUUGUGUCCCGCUACAUCAUCAUCAAGUCUCGCGAGAACAAGAACGCAGCGCCAAAACAGGCCAUGAACCAGCCUCAGCCUGUCAACCUGGCAAAUACCGUACAGCGCAGCGGUAGCAAGGCGCUCAGGGGUACUGGUGGCACAGCUCUCAUCCCCUUUCUCAAACAAGCUCGCGACGAGACUGGCGAGCCUGCCAUCGAUGCCUGGGCACGCCGUCUGCUCGGUAACGGCCCAGGUGAUGCAGGCAUCGCAAGGCUCGGCAAGGUCAAGGAAGGUUUCGACGGAGCUGUUGAAGUCGUCGGCCUUGCAGGUACCUGGAGCGUCGACGACAGCGAGGGUGGUAUCUGCCACUGGUAAGCGACAAACUGCUGCAGUCCCGCUCGCUCGAGAGUAGCUCAUGGAUUCUCUCACAUGAAAGAGGUUUUAACCUCGCGAAGUUGCACGCCUGCAGACGUCUGUGUGCCCGCAGACGUUACUGUACGGGCUGGCUUCUAGGGCAUUUUCAUUAGUUUAGGUGAUUUCCUUAUGUUGAGGCACACUCCUUCACAUCUGCGAAGCUAUACUUGAUAUCACACAAAAGCAAUAUACAGACCACGUUCAGUGUCUUUGAGACACAUAUUCAACAUUUUUCCGAGAUCUAUUGCAGCACCGCAGACGUGCUCCCAGCAGAUGACCCUUCCUUGUGGACCAAUGCACGGCAACAGCCGCUAAU
Macroventuria anomochaeta is the source of this 2033-nucleotide messenger RNA. RefSeq names its product Indoleamine 2,3-dioxygenase. Gene Ontology annotation, molecular function: heme binding; metal ion binding; indoleamine 2,3-dioxygenase activity. NCBI's taxonomy places the organism in Eukaryota, Fungi, Ascomycota, Dothideomycetes, Pleosporales, Didymellaceae. The record is from RefSeq and is a predicted model, not a curated record. Gene Ontology annotation, biological process: 'de novo' NAD+ biosynthetic process from L-tryptophan. The transcript has a single exon. Gene Ontology annotation, cellular component: cytoplasm. The coding region runs from base 227 to 1678 and encodes 483 amino acids.